CCCAAAUCUGCUCCGGUAGUCAAUUUUGGACCGUCACGAUAUUUUAUUGACGGAGGGCCGGAGGGGGAAGAGAGGAAGCGGAUAGAAACUCACUUCACUUUCCCAAUCCACCAUUUUCCGCAAACUGUUCUUACUGCCCAGGCCGAUGGAAGACGCGAAAGCGGCCAUCUGCAGCCGUCUGCAAUCGGCGAAGCUCAACUCCGGCAAGAGCUACAGCGAGAUCGCGGAGGAAACGGGGCUCACCAACGUAUACGUCGCUCAGCUGCUUCGGCGGCAGGCCCAGCUGAAGCCGGAGACGGCCCCGAAGCUAAAGGCGUCCCUGCCGGGGCUGUCGGGGGAACUCAUCGACGAGAUGAUGAGGCCGCCGCUCAGGUCGUACAACCCUAAUUUGAUCCAGGAACCCACUGUAUACAGGUUGAAUGAAGCUGUUAUGCACUUCGGUGAGAGCAUUAAGGAGAUCAUCAAUGAGGAAUUCGGUGAUGGCAUCAUGUCAGCCAUAGAUUUCUACUGCUCAGUGGACAAGGUGAAAGGUGCGGAUGGGAAAGAUCGUGCUGUGGUGACAUUUGAUGGCAAAUAUUUGCCUUAUACCGAGCAGAAGUCGGAGGAUAUGGUAUCUCGAUCCAAGCUGCGGUGAAGUGGAGUUGUUCUUCAGUUGUGUUGCUGCAUCUGUGAAAUUAGCAUCUUAUGCUGCUAUAUGCGGGGUUCGGUGGUUUGUACACUGUUAUUGGACACCGUGCUUGUACAAUUGUACCCUAAUAAUGAAAUUUGGAACUGAAUUUUGGAAAGAAUCAUUGACGACAUUGCUGGACAUCACAGUAAUCUGGACGUACAGCCGGCAGUUUGAGGGGGUAGUUGUCUAUCUGACGGGACCUUAGGUGGUUCAUAUUUGAGACGACAUUCGUACAUUCUUAAGAUCCAC
This is a messenger RNA of Linum tenue, 919 nucleotides long. The record is from the annotation of a GenBank genome assembly. NCBI's taxonomy places the organism in Eukaryota, Viridiplantae, Streptophyta, Magnoliopsida, Malpighiales, Linaceae.